Messenger RNA from Anisakis simplex (herring worm), 453 nucleotides. The record is from the annotation of a GenBank genome assembly. Lineage: Eukaryota; Metazoa; Nematoda; Chromadorea; Rhabditida; Anisakidae.
AUGAUGCUGGCACACGAUGUCGAAAAUCUGAACGGUGUGGAUGUCGAGUGCAUGUCAGUGGACUUUCAUGGACGACCCAGCUCGCUGGCCAGAUUCAUGCAAGCAAAAGGUCGAGCCAGGGACGGAUACAAUGACGAUUUAUGUGCUGGACUGCGACAUGAGGUGACUGUAGAAGUGAAAGCAAAAUAUGAAAUGUUAGAAAAUGACGACAACGGAACGGCAUGCCGAGAUGUCGAAGAGGGAAGUGAUACCGAAUUCGAUUGCAGAUCUCGAUGUCGAAUGAAAUUCAUUCAGCAGCUCUGCAAAUGCACCGGCUUAACGUUGAGUUAUUUGGCAAAAGAGGAUGAGAAAGAACUCCAGAAGUAUCCGUUGUGUGACUACGAAAAAUGCGAUAUUGAGUUAGUUGCUAUUCGUGUAAAUAACUGCUCUAAAUCGAAUGCUGCAUUUGCGUGA